Molecule: messenger RNA, 1167 nt
Organism: Penicillium paradoxum
Lineage: Eukaryota; Fungi; Ascomycota; Eurotiomycetes; Eurotiales; Aspergillaceae
Product: putative nuclear pore protein (SEH1)
Exons: 3
Coding region: 1-1167 (388 amino acids)
Biological process (GO): cellular response to amino acid starvation; positive regulation of TORC1 signaling
Cellular component (GO): Seh1-associated complex; nuclear pore outer ring
Molecular function (GO): protein binding; structural molecule activity
Source: RefSeq, a predicted model, not a curated record
AUGGGGGCAGUGGAGCGCCCCGAGAUCACGGCCGGAUUCGCCGACUUCGAUGCUGGCCAUCGGGAUCUGGUCACGGUCACUAGAUUUAACUUCUAUGGCAACCGUAUUGUCACAGCUUCGUCUGAUCACCGCAUGAAAGUUUGGGAUCUCAAGGAUGGCCAAUGGCAGCUUAUAGACACAUGGCGCGCUCACGAUGCUGAGAUUCGCGAUGCAACAUGGAACGGGCCUUUCACAGGCCAACAUAUAGGCAGUGUCGGAGAAGACAUGAAAUUAAAAAUCUGGCAAGAAGAUGUGACCCAGCCACCAAACUCGGGGCGACGUUUCAGGUCAAUCUUUCGCAUGACUGCACCCCAGAGACAUCCAUUUGUAUCACUUGACUUUCGUAAUAUUGACCUCGAGUCAUGGCUGGCGGUGAUCACCCGGGAUGGCUACCUCAUGGUCAUGGAGCCCGUUAGCCCUGAUAGCCUUGCAGACUGGCAAGCUGUUGACCAGUUCCGAGUGUGCACCGCCCCCGAACGUGGGGAGGAAACGAGUUUCAAAGUUCAGUUCCAUCAUGAUCCUACCGAUAUCACCCACACCAUCUUACCAGACUCUGAUCGAAAGAGUCUAUCGCUAAUCGUGGCUGCCAUGGACACUGUCAAGAUUUAUCGUACUGACGCAAACCGGCGAUUUUACCAUGCCAUUGAACUAAAUGGACACAGUGGGCUUGUGCGAGACAUUUCUUGGGCGAAUGGCUCUGUGCGUGGCUACGAUCUUAUUGCGAGUGGUGGCAAGGACGGAUUGGUUCGCAUCUUUGAAGUGUACACAAUGCCGGCUGGCCAAGCACCACAAAGCACCAACAGCCGGAAGGGCGAUCGUCGCAGUCAAUCCCAGUCGCAAUCACCGUCCCUCCGGGCAACAUCGCAGUCCGGAAUUGGCUCUGCUCUAGCAAGCCGUGUGCCUGUCUCAGUGACUGAUCGUCAAGCCAAUGGGGAUUCACAAUUUCGGCAUUCGUUCAAGCAAGUAGCUUGUAUUGACACCAAGCACCUCGAUGUAUGGCAAGUCCAAUUCUCGUUCUCUGGUGACUCGUUAAUUUCCUCUGGGGACGAUGGAACAGUUCGGUUUUGGAAGAGAUCUUUAUCUGGGGAAUGGCUUGAGUUCGCUGAAACAGACUUGGCUUCUCAGUGA